CCAAAACUUUCCCCAAAGCUGGCUGGGGUCUAUUUGCCAAACCACAACCUCGUGCUGGUGUCAGCAGCUACCCCAGCUCUCUCCCCCCUCUUCUAGAGGGAUUUGUUUAUGAUUUUCAUCCCUGCCUGCCUCACCCUCCUCCUCCAUCCCUGUCCUGCCUUGCACUUAUUGGUCGCAGCAGCUGCGUUAGGGGCAGCCCAGUAAUUUUCUAUAUAACUAAGUGCUCUGUUCAGAGAGAACUCAGCAAGUCACGAGAGGAAAGGAACACAAAAGUAAACUCCAGAAUCUUCAAUGCUGCAAUCCUCCUGGGACCUGUAGAAUGGACAAGGGCCAUGAGAGGGAGAGAAACUGAUCCCCAAAGCAUCCAGAGUUCGUGGUCUCGAGGAAGAUCAGACCAAGACCCAAGUAAAGACAUCCCAAAAGCACUGCAUUCUGCAGCCAGCUUUGCCCUUUGGUCCUCAAUGGCGAGAAUCUCAGCUCCCACGACUCUGGCCAUCCUCCUGACUUGCCUCUUCUCUGGGGCAUGUGGCCAGACCCCAGAGGCUUUCCAGGCGAGCUCCAUUCCCUUCAAGGCACUCAGCCAGGAGCAGGCUUACAGCCUGCUGCAGCCCAGCCUGUUCCAGGAUGCCAAGGCACACAACUACUCAGAAAGUCUCCCCAAGAGCAGUGGGUCGGAGCCACCCCUGCUGCCCGUCUGUGUGAAGCCUGCAGAUAUCAGGCACAUCUUCAAGUACAUCAACACCAUCGUGUCCUGCACCAUCUUCAUAGUAGGGAUCAUUGGGAACUCCACACUCCUGAGGAUCAUAUACAAGAACAAAUGCAUGAGGAAUGGGCCGAAUGUUCUCAUUGCUAGCUUGGCACUUGGAGACCUUCUCUACAUCCUCAUUGCUCUGCCCAUCAAUGUCUAUAAGCUCUUGGCAAAGGACUGGCCCUUUGGUGUGCAGGUGUGCAAGCUGGUCCCCUUCAUCCAGAAGGCUUCAGUGGGCAUCACGGUCCUCAGCCUUUGUGCCCUCAGCAUCGACAGGUAUCGAGCAGUGGCCUCCUGGAGUCGGAUCCAGGGCAUAGGAAUCCCCAUGUGGAAGGCAGUGGAGGUGACGCUGAUCUGGGCAGUGGCCAUUGUGCUUGCAGUCCCUGAAGCCAUAGCCUUUGACAUGGUAGAGAUCAACUACUGGGACCAAGACCUGUGGGUGUGCAUGCUUGCCUCCGAACAGAAAUCCAGCUUCAUGAUGUUCUAUCGUGACGUGAAGGACUGGUGGCUUUUCGGCUUCUACUUCUGCCUCCCCUUGGUAUGCACUGGCAUCUUCUACAGCCUCAUGUCAUGUGAAAUGCUGAGCAAGAGAAAUGGCAUGAGAAUCACUCUGAAUGACCACAUGAAACGGCGUCGGGAGGUGGCCAAGACCGUCUUCUGCCUCGUGGUGAUCUUUGCGCUCUGCUGGCUGCCGCUCCACCUCAGCCGCAUCCUCAAAAAGACCAUCUAUGAUCAGACAGACCCCAACAGAUGUGAGCUGCUCAGUUUCCUCCUCGUCAUGGAUUACUUUGGGAUCAACAUGGCCUCUCUCAACUCCUGCAUCAAUCCAGUGGCUCUCUACUUUGUCAGCCGAAAAUUCAAGAACUGCUUCCAGUCCUGCCUGUGCUGCUGGUGCCAGAGACCCGCUCUGAGCAUCACACCGACAGAUGAGAAGGGCUCUGUGGGGAAGUGGAAAGCCAAUGGGCAGGAGCUUGGACUGGACCGGAGCAGCUCCCGCUUGAGCAACAAGUACAGCUCUUCCUAAAGCAGAGAGAAGGCACUGUGACAAGACGGAAAUUUGUUCCAGGCUCUCCACUCAGGGAUGGCAUUCACCCUGCCUUGUAUGGCACAAGAAGGUGACUGAAUGCACGAGACAGCACACCUUAGGAGUCCAGGUGUCCUCGGCAGAAGCCAGUGGCAGCAUCCAGCCAAACCACCUGCUCCAAAUUCCCCUUCCCCAGUUUCUGGAACCCCAGCACUUCUUGGGCACAGCUCUGUGACACCAAGGUUCAGGCUAUUUGUAAGGAGGAUGCAGAUUCUGAUCCUCAGAGUCAAGCUACAGUGGAAAAUACAAUGGGGAAGAUCUGAUCUCAGCUGAAGUUGCUGCUGAAACUAACCAGAAUAUGGCAAAGAGCCCUCACAAAUUUACAGUUUAAAGUGAUUAGACCCCAAAUGCCUUCUCCAGCAUAACUUUCUAAAAAUCAUGCUUGCGCCCCUGCCAAAACCUCAAGAAAAUCUGUAAGAGAAUGUUUUGUUUACCAGAUUUUUUUAUAAUUUUCCUGUUGUAUUUUAUUCUCUUAUAUCCCUUUUUCCUUUCCUCUUUCCCCUUUUCACCCUGUCAUGGAGAAAAAAAGAAAAAAAAAAGGAAAAAAGAAGAAGGGAGAAAAGACUUGUAAACAAAGCUAAACUCAUUUCAUGUGACAUUGUAUUUCAGUGAAAGCUAAGCUAAAAACAAAUAUUUUACAAACAAAUCAUAUUUUUCAAAGACAAUUAGGUUUCAAAUCUAAACAGAAGGACUGAGGGAUAUCUAGACCAGUAAGUUUUCCAUAACCUUACCUACCCACUAGAGUAGAUUUGCCUGUAUCCAUUUCACAGCACUGAUGCUGUGCUUUGCCUCUGAGCUGGCUGCAUUUUGUUGGAAGACAAAGUCAUUGGAGCAAAUUGAUAGCAAUGAAAUGCUUCAUCUUAGUAGAAGGAUUUUUUUUAAUAAUUGUACUCAUUAGAAAAAUAGUAAUCUGAAUUCUACAUAUUUCUAUAAAGAGUCAACCUUUAUCACACUGAAACAAGCAUUCAAAGGUCCUCUUCCAUUCAGGACAGCCCCAGUUGUUUCAGCUUGGCUUCCUCUAACUGUAUCCAAAUCAGCAAUAGGAACAGCUGAGUGCUAUCUGCCACCAGCAAUGAUUGUUCUCUUACCUGCACACUGCAUGGAGACUAGCAGAUUUAAACACACAGUUCCCAUUCAACUCAGCGAAGACUGAAGCAUCUGAAUGAUUCCCCAGCAGUGACCUUUGGUAACAGUAUAAGGAGCAGUGCCCCAAAUGUUCAAGAUCUGUGAUUCUCUCCUAAGGACAGCCAGGACCUGUUCAUACUCACAAUACAGACAGCAAUUACAUCCACACAGGGGAAUCUUUUUACCUUGCUUAACCUCCUGGACCCCAAAUAGCUAACAUCCCUCUUUAUGCUCCACAGCAAAUUUAAUCAUUCCUGCAUUAGCAGCUACUCUCAGAUCAACAUUUUCACCUUAAAUGGUUCAAAACCAGUCUCAGAUCUGCACAUGAUUAAUAUUACAACAAACAGACUGCCAUGAAUUCAUCUCAGCUCUGGAUGUUGGUAUCACUUGCUGCACAGCUGCUUAACACUGACUUCAGUCUCCUUUCCUUUCUUUCCCCUUGUGUUUUCCUCCCAAGCGUCUCCUAUUAAAACCAACAUCAUAAAAUCUGAGUAACUGUGAGAGGGGAGGGAGAGAAGAGAGCUAUCAGCUGCAAACAGUAGCCUUUUAAAACUCUUACACUGUGGUGGCAUUCACUUGGCACUUCUCAAAGGUCUCUAUUAGGCUACAACCAAGACCAUGACAAACACAUUUCAGCUCAAAGAUAAAGCAAAGAACAUCAGAAAACAAGUGCCCAUGCAGUUUAGCUGCUCAUGGAACUGCAAAUGCAAAAACAGCUCCCACCUUUCAAGAUCUUUUUAAAGUUGCUCUCCAUGCUGCUGGGGCUUAGCAGUCACAGGACUGAGCCCAGAUGUAUCAGUCAGGUUCUUAUUUAUUCACCCCUUUUCCCUUCAGCCAAGCCAGACAGGAUCAGACAAAAUCAAAGCCGCCACAGCCACCUGUAAAGAUGCAGGAACCCAUUGGCAUGGGCAAGAUGAAUCUAUUGCAGCAAACUGAGGCAAAAGAGCCUUAUUAUGAAAUGCAGGGUUCAGAUGGCUUCAGGACCUAAUGCCUGUGAACACAAACCCACUGCCAGUCUGCCAGAAACCAAGUCUGUCAAUUUGUAUUUGAAAGAACAAUUUUAUUGAGAAAACCUGACAUUUUACAUCCUCUUAUUCCUCUGUAUGUUAAUAAAACAUGUUGGUGUUUGAAAAGAAAGUCUCUGGGUGUUUCUUAUUAAGCAGCAGGGGGUCUGCAAAGUCUGCUAAAUACUUAAUUGAGUGCCAGCAGGUUCUUUUGGUAACUGCAGACCUCCACUGAAGAGACAGAGGUGCUCCCCCUGGGCAGAGCAAACUGGAAAGGUUCACAGUCCUGCACCCAGCACAGAGCAGAAAGAACUCCUGUUACUUCAUGCCACAUUACACUCAAUGAAAGGCUUUCCCUUGGCUAGCUGCCAGCAGAUCUGAACAAGGCCUGGGUUUCAGCAUUGUACUCUCUAGAUAAGCUCACAAGGAGUGAUCUGGGCUUGUGGCUGUUUGCAUUCUUCAGGAGGUUGAAAUGAGGCAAGUUUUGUUGUGAUUUUUUUUCAAUUGUCUCACCAUGAAAUGAUUCUCUGGUCAUUUGAGGGCAAUCUGUUAAAAAAAUGAAGGCUGAUUAUAUUACUUGAAUGCAACCAGAGGGCAAAGAAGCUGGCAAAAGGGCUUGAAGGCAUGUCCUGCACAGAGUCUGAAGAUACUGGGGCAGUCCAGUCAGGAGGCCAAGCGGCAACCUCAUUGCGCUCUGCAUCUUCCUCUGAGAAAUGAGGAACGACACAUAAGUCUCUCCUCCCUGGUAAUCAAUGACAGAAUGCAAAGAAAUGACAGAAGGAUUUGUCAGGGGAGUUUCAGGCUGGAUACGAGGAAAAUUUGACCACCCUCAAGGUAAAGAAACACUGAAAUAGGCCUACUAGCAAGGUGGCUGAUGCCCCAUGACUGUCACUGUCCAAGAGGCAUUUGGCCUUGGGGCCAGUAACAGAAGGACUUAGAUCAGAAGAAGCUACAGCCUCUCUCAAAGCCUGAUUUUACACUGCACUGAAUGCCUUUAUUCCCCUCAUAUGCUGGAGCAGACCAGCCUCUGUGCACCAGACUAUCUUCACCACUGCAAGUGAUCUGAACAUCCUGGGCAGAAAAU
This is a messenger RNA of Phasianus colchicus (ring-necked pheasant), 5045 nucleotides long. Its product is annotated as endothelin receptor type B-like. Gene Ontology annotation, cellular component: plasma membrane. Gene Ontology annotation, biological process: developmental pigmentation; endothelin receptor signaling pathway; regulation of blood pressure. The record is from RefSeq and is a predicted model, not a curated record. Lineage: Eukaryota; Metazoa; Chordata; Aves; Galliformes; Phasianidae. Gene Ontology annotation, molecular function: endothelin receptor activity.